Messenger RNA from Cercospora beticola, 645 nucleotides. Its product is annotated as carbonic anhydrase. Lineage: Eukaryota; Fungi; Ascomycota; Dothideomycetes; Mycosphaerellales; Mycosphaerellaceae. Gene Ontology annotation, biological process: carbon utilization; cellular response to oxidative stress; cellular response to carbon dioxide. Gene Ontology annotation, cellular component: cytoplasm. Gene Ontology annotation, molecular function: carbonate dehydratase activity; zinc ion binding. The record is from RefSeq and is a predicted model, not a curated record.
AUGUCCUCACCUACAGCAGACGCCUAUCAUCACUGCCUAGAUUGCAACAAGAAAUGGGCCAAGGAAGUGGCAACUAAAGAUCCUAACUUCUUCCCAACAUGCUCCAAAGGUCAAGCUCCGCCAAUUCUUUGGAUCGGUUGCGCAGAUUCUCGGGUCCCUGAGACGACGAUUCUGAAUUGCAAGCCUGGCGAGGUCUUUACACAUCGGAAUAUCGCAAACAUCAUCAACAGCACCGAUAUCAGUCUGCUUUCCAUCGUCCAGUUCGCAGUCUUCCAUUUGAAGGUCAAGCACAUUGUCGUAGCAGGACAUACUUCAUGCGGAGGCGUCGCCGCAUCACUGGCCAAUACUAAGUUGGACAUCCUGGAUAUAUGGCUGCAGCCUUUGAGAGCGUUACGAGAGAAGUUUUCGGACGAGUUGGACGAUAUGGACGAGAAGGAAAGGGGGACAUUUCUAGCGAAGAAGAAUGUACAAGCCGGAGUGGAGAAUUUGAAGAGGAUUCCGACUGUGAUUGAUGCGAUGAGGGAGAGAGGAUUGGAUAUUCAUGGUGUGAUUUACAAUAUUGAUAAAGGGCUUUUGGAGGAGGUGGAUGAGCCGGAGGAUGAGAAGUAUAGUGUGAGGAGGGUAAAGGUGUUUGAGCGGAGAUAG